AGAUAAUUCUGUACAGUGCGGUUCUGUAAUCUGUGCGUGGUUGGAAGACUUGUUGAACCCGACUCGGUACAGUAACAAAACAAAACAACCCAGUUAAAUGAUGAUCGGAAGACUGUCGUUUGUCUUCCACUGUCGCUGCUCUUCAUCGUCUCCAUCGCCAAAUCCCUUCCGGAAAGUUUCGACCAUGGCUGCCCCAGCUAAUUCUAGAAUCGUGUUUGAUCUGCAAACUGCUGGGGAGGGGACCGCUACUGGUGGGGGCAAUAACGGCAGUGCAAGAAUUGGACGGUUCGCUAAUGCUAGAGGCGGGGUUAGCUUUGAUACUCCAAGCUUUGUCGCGCAGACUUCUAGAGGCGCUGUUCCGCAUCUUUCUGGGGAUAACUUGAGGGAUCACACGGACGUUAAGGUUGCUUAUGUCGCUUUGGAGGAUUUCAUCGAAAAACCUCAUGGCAAUGUACCAGUGUGUAAUCACCCCUCGACACUGCGAGAUUUCAUCUCACACCCUUCGAACUCGCUUUUGAUGCUUGCGCCCCGAAGGUCGCCACCUGUUACUACUGCCGCUUCGAAUACGGAUGCUUCGCUUGCCAUUCUCACAUCUGUGGGCUUUCGCGCGUUGAAAGUGGAUGACUACUUCAAUGCUGUGUUAAAGUUGCGACCAGAUAUCGCCAUUUCUCCAUCAGACCUACCCCAUCAGACACCAGGAAAGAAUCGUGGGCCGAAGAUGGUUUUUCGGACUGAGUUAUGGCUGGGAGAGCUCAUCAACCGGAAUGCCUCCAAUAUAUCCAUAUUCGCACCGGUAUUACCGUUAGAUAUUGAGCGGCAGAGCUAUUACUUGGGCUAUCUGAAAGAACAUAUUUCCUCACUAUCGGGGCUCGCACUGUAUGAUGCCCGCUUGGCAGUGGAUCUGCCUAGCGAUUUAGAGGGAUUACCAAGAUUAAGUCUCGACCAGGCACAAACCCCGCAUCAAGUUCUUCGGCAAGUUAGCUGGGGGGUGGACAUGCUCGACUUGGCGUUCCUGACGCAAAUGACGGACGCUGGUAUUUCGCUCACGUUUCAAUUCCCUGGGGAAGCUUCCGGGAAGAAGGAAGCUCUCGGUGUUGACCUCUGGAAAAAGGAGUACGGAACAAGCAUAGAACCCCUAGCAGCGGUGUGCAAAUGCUACACAUGUCGGAAACACCACAGGGCUUACGUGCAGCAUUUACUCACGGCAAAAGAAAUGACGGCUUGGGUACUUUUGCAAAUUCACAACGCUAAGAUCAUAAGUAAUUUCUUCACCGCCGUCCGGGAGAGCAUCGCCCGGUGCACUUUUGAAGAGGAUUGCAAGAUCUUUGCAGAAACCUACGCAGAAGAGUUCCCAGAGAAGACCGGGCACGGGCCUAGGUACCACUUCCCUUCCGUUGGCCCACGAGGCGCUUUGCUGAUAUAG
Molecule: messenger RNA, 1423 nt
Organism: Tuber melanosporum (Perigord truffle)
Lineage: Eukaryota; Fungi; Ascomycota; Pezizomycetes; Pezizales; Tuberaceae
Exons: 3
Coding region: 185-1423 (412 amino acids)
Molecular function (GO): tRNA-guanosine(34) queuine transglycosylase activity
Source: RefSeq, a predicted model, not a curated record